AUGGAGCACGAGCACGCAAUCAGUUUAACAGGACGCGCCAUGAAGAAGUCGCUUCCAGAUCGCGCUAUUGUGACAAAAGAUGCGCGGAAAACAAUUAAUUCGGCUACAAGCGUGUUUACGCUAUAUAUAGCGUCCAUUGCACACGAGAUAUCGGUAGCUAACAAGCGCAGUACUAUUACAUUACAUGACGUACUACAAGCACUUUGUGAUGCGGAUUUUGAGCAUUUUAUUGAGCCAAUUGAGGCGUGUGUGCAAGAGGCAAAGGUUGUGGCGACGAGAAAGAAGUAUCAGAAGGAUGUAGAUGAUAAGAGGGAAGAAACCGAGGUGACAAGUGAAGUUACAGAGCAGUUUGAGGAAGUAGCCAUUGAUACGAAUGAGGAGGAUGCUGAUGGAGAUAAAGAUGAAGACAUGAUGUCAGCGGACGAGUCGUUGGAUGCUAAUGGGAAAGACAGAAAUGCAAAUGUGAACGCGGAGGUGCAAGAUUCUGUGGACGUAUCCAUGCAAGAUGAAGUCAGGGCAGAGCCUUGCAACCAUAGUGCACAAAAAGGGAAGAUAGAACAUGAUGACUUGGUAGAUGCAAUGGAGUGA
Molecule: messenger RNA, 588 nt
Organism: Peronospora belbahrii
Lineage: Eukaryota; Oomycota; Peronosporomycetes; Peronosporales; Peronosporaceae
Source: the annotation of a GenBank genome assembly